CUGAAUGCUGGAGUUAAUUUAGAAAGUGAGCGAUAUUUGAUCACAGUUGAAGCAGUGAAAGUGAAUGAAGGACCUUCUGAAGGUCAGCUGAGGAACACAGAAACUCCAGGAGUGGAUAGAAAUGGUGUAAAAGCUGAUGUUCCCCCUCCAAGACACCUGUCUGUCGGCUUGAAAAGGAAGUUCAUGGGUUUCCGAGGGCCACGCCAAGUUGAGAAGAAAAUAGCAACAAUAGAAGAGGGAGAAAGCCCAACAAUAUUGCCAUCUAAGCAGUGUCAAGGUUCUUUUCCACCCAAGUUUUAUGUUACCUCUCCAUUAUUUUCUACGAUUUGCAAGAAGGAUGUAGAAACAAAUCCAUGUGCAGGCUACCGUGAAGGUGCGUGUACAGGUAGUGAUGGAGAACACGUGUCCCUCUCCUCACUGCUUUCAGCUCCAACUCCUGACAGACGUGAGGAGACAGAGAAGCAAUACUCCGAUCAGUCCCUGGUGAAGCCAGAACCUCCUCUAAUUUCUGGACAUGUCACAUCUAGUAGUUGGACAGCUGGUCACGGGGCAGUGUCACACAACAUCAGGAGCACAGCACAGAUAAUAGCUCUUUUGAAGUCUAAACCAACAGAAGGAUGCAGAGAGCAAAUGUGGUCUGAAGUCUCAGCAUGUCCUUCUAGGUUUCAGGCAUCAGAAAACAGUGAUAGUCUCUAUAACCCUGAUUUUUCAGGCAGCCCUGCCAGAAGACUCACACGAAAUACUCAGCACCUGCCUUUUGCAAAGGGAACUGUAAACUGUAAGAAGGAAUGGAAUGCUGAAAUGCUUCUAAAUUCAGCUGAACAACCUUGUGAUAACAAAUUUACAGGACAGAGACAUGACAAAAAGGCAAGUAAUUUAAGUCAAGACUUACAAGAUCCCUGCAAUACAACUAGUUGCUUCCUACUUGAAUCUACCAUAAGUAGAAUGAGCAAUAGUGAGUUUGGCCCAUCCUCAGGUGACAUUUCAUUUUCAGUAAGCCCAGUGACCUUUGAAAAAACUCUCUCCAAAUACAGGGAACAUUCAGUGACUGACAGUCUCCAGGAGAGAUCAUCUGUGAAGCUGCAAAGUGAGCUUCAGCCAAGACAAAAUUCUGAAAGAGUGCCUAGUGACCUGGAGCUCUCUGAGGACAGAACGUUGACUGAAAUGGGAGUUGAAAAGGAGGAAUUAAAUACACAUGGCAAAGUCUGUGGUCCAGAUGAAGAGGUGAUGGAGGUUAACUUUAAUCUAGUGGAUGCUUUUGAUUUUAAUGACACAGACAGCGAAGACCUGUGUGAAAGAGAUGUUAAUAAACUCACUGAAGGAGACAAGCUUUCACCAGGUCCAGAUUGCUUAACGGGAGAUGUAGCACAAUAUGCUGCAUUGAGGCUUCAUUCUUGCUGUGAAGUAGGAAUGCACAGGAAAACUGAAGAGGUCCAAUGUUCAGCAUUUGAUGGAGAGACCAAUGGAAAUCAGUGCAGUGGGGGUACACCACCUCAGCUUUGGGAGAACAACGUCAGAGAUGCUGGGAGGACUGCAGAAGACUCUGCAAACCAGACCAGAAUUCAAAUGGAGCUUUUGAGUGAUGGACACAACACAAGAGAAAUUAAUGAAAAUCAAUUAAGUAUUGAAGCCACAAACAAUAUGAGGGAUCCUGAUGGCUGUGCAGGGCAUAGCAUUAAUAGCAUGCUGUGGAUAAAAAGCAAGCCCUCUGAUCUUUUGCCUAGUGACACAAAUGUUAAUGAAUGUCACCCUAAAACCUCUAUGUUUGAGAAAACUGGAAGUAUUUCCUGCAUUUCUACCAGUCAGAUAAUUUCGGCAGUGGACAAAAGGACUGAAGAUGUUCUACAGCUCGGAUGUAUGAAAUGCCCAGAUGAUGAUUUACAACACUUCUGGGGUACUAAGAGUGAUGACAUUAAACCAGGCAGUCCUUUGCUGGCUUUGUCACAAAAAUCUGAUCCUAGCUGUGGGUUGUUCCAAUAUAUUCCAGAAGACCAUCAAAAGGUAUCUGGCAUUUCAUAUGAGAAAGAUGCUCUCAUUUCCAGAAAUUCUAUCUAUGCUUUAGGAAAAGGCUGCUUGCCUCCAGAGGAAACAGCAGCUGGUGAACCUGAGUUUGCACGUGUCGAGAGCACAGAUGCCUCUUGUGGAGGCUGCAGAGGUGAAAGAACAGGAAUGGAUUGCCUGAAAUGCACGACAGUGACUGAAAAUUCAUCAGGUCUUCCUGAUUUGGUAAACAAUAUCGCUCUUCUAGGAGCUUUGACUCAACAUAGCACAGCAUUAGAAAGCUUACAAAAGAUGGAGGAAAAUCAUAGUGUAUUAUAUGAAGCAGAGAAUUCUAAAGAGAUAUUUGAACCCCUGGUGAAUGAUGAAGCUAUAAAACAGUUUACAGAAAUGCCUUACACCAAAAGUAUACAGGCAUCUUCCUGUCCAUACUUUGAUUCUUCUGGCCUUAUGCCUGUUGCGUUUCAAGGGCACCAAGUAAAGGGAUCGGCAGCUAGUGAGAUAAUGUUGAGAGCUCCCUGCUCACAGCUAGGAUGGCAGCAGUACCCAGAUAAUACAGAAUUUGCCACUGAGAGAUUUUUGCAACCCCUCUUUUCAAGCAGUUAUCUCCUUUCUACCUUCAGAGAGUUUUCAGGUUCAAGAAGUCUUCAAGAGGAUGAUACUAACUUUAUCAGAGAAGAGAAUUUUCUAGAGAGGGCCAAUGUUACUAAAGAAUCCAGAACAGAUCACCCCUCACUGGCAUUGAACGGGUGUUCUGAAGUUCCACCAUGGACAAUGUCAGGCUCACCUCUGCCCUCUGCCUUGCGACAAACGCAGUGGACUCCGUGGGCACCUGACAAGAUGAUUUCAUCAGAAGAACUGACUUCCUCACUUCAUCCAGACUCUACAGUUUCUCCAGCUUGUGGAAGUGAGGAAACUAUUGGAGACAUCCAGGAGCCCCUGACACACAGGAUCUUGCCAAGUGAACCAGAACUUCCAGAAUUCUUUUUCACCCGGGAGAAACCCAGCUAUCCAGAGGAGUGCAGCCCCUCAAGAUUCAAACCCCUAGUUAAACCACAGACUCCAUUUGUUGCUCUUCCUGCCACUGAGAAGAUUCCUGACGUGGUUUAUCCAGCUGACAGCAAGGAGGUGCAGUGUUCCUUCAGCUCCUCAGCAGCCCAUUUAGGCAUCAAGUCAGCAGUAUUUCCUAUUAGUGCUUUUGGCCCCGAGGACAGAAACUGUGAAACCUCUCUGCUGGGAGAGCAAAAGGAGGACAGACAAAGGGAGUCUGUACAACCAGUGUCUCCUAAUGUGGCUUCACAGUAUAGACAAAGCAAGUGGCUAAAAUAUCAAAACAGUGCUCAGUGUGACCCGAUAACUCAAAACAGCGACGCCAGCGAUGACAUCUGUGCUGAGAACGUCCUUGGAAUGCUGCGGGGUGACACAGGAGAGAGCAGUGCUGUGAACCAGAGUGCUCCUGGCCCUGCACCUCUCCUGACAGCAAAGAGUAUGCUUGGUAAACCCUGUCCAAAUGCCAGCACCCAGGAUUUGGUUUCAGAGAGGAAGUUACUUUCUCUGCACUUAAGUCGGACACCUCUGGCUGAAGCAACACAAAAGGUGUUAAGUCACCUGAGCUGCCAUGCUGUAACAGGAGAUGGCCAGGCCAUAACGAUUCCUGAGUUGUCUUUUCCUACUGUGGCUCGAGUUAAACACACUAGUCUUCCUAAAAGAAACAUUUCCAUACCAACUGUCUUUCAGUCUCAUGUUCACUACAAGCAGAUUUUUAAAGCAGCUCUGACAGAGCAAUUAAACGUAAUGCUGUUUGAGUCCUCCCAACGAUUACACAAUGCUCUUUCAAAAGUGGAUAUAUCAUUUUACACUUCACUGAAAGAUGGGCAAAAGGAGGGCAAAGAAAGCUGCGUCCCACUGUGCAAUCACAUGCGUCCUGCUAAGCUUGUGGCAGUUAAAAAAGAAGGCCAAAACAAGGGUCGUUUGUUCUAUACCUGUGAUGCCUCAAAAGCUGAGCAGUGUUCAUUUUUCAAGUGGAUAGAAGAUGUGAACCCUGCACAGACAAAAUCGAGACCUGCUGUGGUGCUUCAUGAUGUAAAAAGUAUUGGGAUAUACCUCAGAAGUCAAAAGAUUUGUCUUUAUGAGGGGUGCCAGCUUUUGGUGAGGAAAGCCUUUGAAAUUCAGAUGCAGCGGUGUAGUAAGUUCAAGAAAUUUAUGAAUGCAUCUACCGCAUUUGAUGAUGAUUCCAAAACCAAAUUAUACCUCAAGCUAUGCAGUAGGGAGCAUUAUUCUCUCUACAGCAAAGAUGAUAUCUGGGUUGUUUCAAAGACUCUGAACUUUGAUCCCCUUGAUACUUUCAUUGCAAAUAGUGCUUUCUUUGGACCAUCCUCCAACAAUGAAAUAGAAUUACUGCCGCUGAAAGGCUACUGCCCCUCCAACUGGAGAUCAAAUACAUGUGUUCAUGCCUUGCUGGUUUGUAACGCUAGUGGUGAGCUGACAUCUUUAAGAAAUCUAGAGGAGCACUUGAAUCCAUCCACCUUACCACUAACACCAUAUCUACUAAAACUGAAUCUUGAUUCUGAAAAUGCUACUAAUAGAGUCAACAAAAGAAAAUUUAUUCCACCCACCAUCAGCCUGAAAUACACAAUGAUGCCUGGACCUGUCAGCACUGAGGUGGCAAUGGGAUUAGCUGAAAAGAUGAUCCAAACGUUCUCGCUGAACCCAGAUCAAGCAACGUCACUGAUUCAGAUAGCGCAGAUGAUGACCUGCGAAGACAGCAAACAAGAGGGAGAACGUCACAUCUUCCCCAUCACAAUCAUACGUGGUGUUUUUGGAGCUGGCAAGAGCUAUCUGCUCUCUGUCGUGAUCUUGUUCCUAGUACAGCUCUUUGAAAGCAGUGAAGCUACAGAGGGUCCAAGGCCAGCUCCAUGGAAACUUCUGAUUGCUUCUUCCACGAACGUUGCUGUCGACAGGAUACUGCUGGGUCUACUUGAUCUUGGAUUUGAGGAUUUUAUCAGAGUGGGGAGUAUUAGGAAAAUCACCAAAGCAAUCCUUCCCCAUAGUUUACAUGCUGGCUCAGGAAAUGAAAAUGAGCAGCUGAAAGAGCUGCUUGCUCUCCUGAAGGAAGAUUUAACUCCAGCCGAAAAAAUAUACGUAAGGAAGAGUAUUGAGCAACAUAAACUGGGGACCAACAAAACUAUACUGCAACAGGUAAAAGUGGUUGGAGUGACCUGUGCUGCCUGUCCUUUCCCUUGUCUGAACUCUCUGAAGUUCCCCGUGGUGAUGCUGGAUGAGUGCAGUCAAAUGACUGAACCUGCUUCUCUCCUUCCCAUUGCAAGGUUUCAGUGUGAAAAGCUAGUCCUUGUUGGAGACCCUAAGCAAUUGCCACCAACUAUUCAAGGGUCUGAGAGUGUUCAUGAAAAGGGAUUGGAGCAGACUCUCUUCGACCGGCUUUGCUUAAUGGGACAUAAAGCAGUACUCCUUCGGACACAGUACCGCUGUCACCCCGCUAUCAGUGCCAUAGCCAACGAGCUGUUCUACGAAGGAAAUCUGAUAGAUGGUGUUUCUGAGAAAGAGAGAAGUCCUCUGUUGGAUUGGCUUCCAACACUAUGUUUUUAUAGUGUUACUGGCACAGAGCAAAUUGAAAGGGACAACAGCUUUUAUAACAUGGCAGAAGCUCACUUUACAGUCAAACUCAUCCAGUCCCUGAUUGCAAGUGGAAUAGAAGGAUCUGUGAUUGGUGUGAUUACUCUGUAUAAAUCACAGAUGCAUAAGAUUCAGAACCUGCUCUCUGGCAUACACUCUGAGGCUUUUGGGGUGAAAUCUGUCCAGGUGUCCACCGUAGAUGCCUUCCAAGGAGCUGAGAAGGAGAUCAUUGUUUUGUCCUGUGUCAGAACAAGGCAACUGGGGUUCAUAGACUCAGAAAAGAGAAUGAACGUUGCACUGACGAGAGCAAAGAGGCAUUUGUUGAUUGUUGGAAAUCCAGCCUGUCUGAGUAGGAACAGACUGUGGGGAAGAGUCAUUCAUCACUGCCAAGGACGGGAAAACGGAUUCCAACACAUAAGCCAGUGUGAGCAGCAGCUGAAUGACAUUCUGAGGUGUUACUUGGAGAAGUGGAAGGAGGAGGAACAGAAUAAGAAAAAGGGAAAAUAAAACAUGUCUGU
Messenger RNA from Merops nubicus (carmine bee-eater), 6149 nucleotides. It is a transcript of the gene ZGRF1, whose product is annotated as zinc finger, GRF-type containing 1. The annotation marks the transcript as partial. Gene Ontology annotation, cellular component: site of double-strand break; nucleus. NCBI's taxonomy places the organism in Eukaryota, Metazoa, Chordata, Aves, Coraciiformes, Meropidae. Gene Ontology annotation, biological process: double-strand break repair. Gene Ontology annotation, molecular function: helicase activity; zinc ion binding. The record is from RefSeq and is a predicted model, not a curated record. The transcript is spliced from 24 exons.